This is a messenger RNA of Trichosporon asahii var. asahii CBS 2479, 372 nucleotides long. RefSeq lists its product as uncharacterized. The record is from RefSeq and is a predicted model, not a curated record. The coding region runs from base 1 to 372 and encodes 123 amino acids. Lineage: Eukaryota; Fungi; Basidiomycota; Tremellomycetes; Trichosporonales; Trichosporonaceae. The transcript has 3 exons.
AUGUUGGGCGUUCUCCGUGCCCGCGUCUCCCUUCACAUUCCAUCCUCCCUCCGACGCGUUCAAGUGCACAUGUUCAGCAUCUUCAGGCCCCGCCCACGUCGUCGCCCGAGCAACGAUGUCGUACCUGAUCCGUUUGGGCCGUUCCCGAGGACCAACUAUGUUCUCCAGCCUGCGCGGACAGCGGCCCAAGUGCUGGAUUCGGAAGAUCCGAGGCACAACAUCCAUUCAUUGACCUGUGAGGCGAUUCACUCUGGCCUGCUGACCCCUAGCGCCCUCAAUCUUCGACAGGUCGGUCCCAUCGACACUUACGACGGCUGGAGAGGAUGGGCAGACUGGGUCAUCGACAUUGUGGUCGAGAUGGACCGAGACUAA